AUGUUGACACCUGUUUGACCAAAAGUAUUCGGUUCCAUACCUAUGAGAACUGGGACCAAGAUACCGGCCUGUCGUCUUCGUUUGGCACAGCGGUGUGGUACUUUGAUAAUAUCAGCAGGUAUUCUUCCGUUGUUGCUACAAAUGUCGGUUGAAGAGUAAACCGUCUUCCAACUUCUCAUCUACCAUGACUCUGGGGUCUUCAGUCAACAUCCUUCACUGGUUUGUUGUUGUUGUCGUGUGGCAGACUGGACCAUGGGGUACCGUUCACAUCUCAGAAGGUAUGUUCUUCACCUUCAUCUCCUCUCAAUGUGUACCGGCGAACACGCAAAUAGACCAAUGCACCAGCUAUUGUGGAGACCGGUGGGUUCAUGUCUUCAGUAAAAAGUUUCAAGUCGGAUGUCCUCCUACAAACUUCAGCUACACCAUACAGACAAAUACUUCCGACUCUCUCACAGUCUCGUGUCCUGCUCGUCAACAGUCAUCAGACUUGUGUUCUAAUUGCCUCGAAAACAUAACGCCCCCGGACACUUACUCUGGAAACGACACAUUUGUCACAGUGAAUGGCGAAUGUAUCUUCGAGUCUUCCAUCCGUAACCUGUGUGCUGACCUGCCGGACACAACAACUGACCAGCUGUCCCUCGCCUCACCCUCGCUGUUCCUUUAUCCUGAUCCAUCUCCACACACCAGGUGUCGCUGUGAAGUUCACGCUGAGUAUCCUGCUCAAGUGGAAAUACUCUUUGCAGACAUCAGUACAUCGAUGUUCACCAUCACUUGUGGACAGCAGAUUCUCAGUGAUGUCAACUUCACGACUAAUGUCGCAAACACUGUCAUGUCACUUCCUGUCGGCAGCACUGACUGUGUCAUUGACGUUGACCAACGUGGUGCAAAUAGAACUGAUGGCCUUCCUUCCCACAGUGUGUGGGCAAAUUUUACAGGAUCCAGCCUGACAUUUCGCUGCAAUAGCUAUAUAGUCUCUUCACCUGGAACAUCAACAUCUACAACACCAUCAUCGACUACAAAGAUGUCGACAUCGCAGCAAGCAUCUUCAUCGCUCUCAACGAUAACUGUGUCUGAGGCAGCGACAUCCACAGUGUCGUCCUCACCCAUCGUUACAGUAACAACAUCGCGACAAACAAGCGAACCGCCAACAACCACAGGCGCCACCAUCCCGGCUACCGGGACUUCCCUUCAGACUUCAGACACCUUGGUGGUGACACAAGACAGCGGGGACACAGCGUCCACCCGUUACAUAAUCGCCGGCGUGUGUGUUGGCGUCGUCCUGCUCAUCGCUGCAGUCGUUGUAACUGUUUUUUUCAUCAGAAGGUUUAAGACGAUCUACGACUCUCUCGGACCCAGGGUGCCCCACUCACCAGGUGUUCAGACAGGAGAUGCUGACCCCCUGUACGAUGUUCUGCAGCCUGUGGGAAUGUCCAGCUUCGAGCAUUCAGCAACAGCAGGAGAAGAUAACCAAAGAGUCCACAGCAGCCAACAGCUGAACGUCCAGGAUCCAAACGGUGGAGAUGAAGUAGCUGUUGUCCCGACAAACCACACCCACGUGUACGAGAAUAUCGGUAUGACUCUGUGGACGGAGUUGGGGAGUGAACCUUGUCAGACUGAUCCCCAGUCCACCAUCGGUCCACCAACGGUCCACCUCUGACGGAGCAAGGAAAGAUAACUGUUUGUAACCGACAGUCAUGACAACAACAGAAAGAUGGACUUCAUUCCUAACUUGAAGACUGCUAAAGAUGUUGAUUGUCACCUGGUUUACCGACACUCACACUCAGUCACUUAAUUUUAGUGGACUUUCAUUACUUUAUCAGGAAUAUUAAUUCUUAUUUGUUUAUUAAAAAAACAUUUCAACCAAGUAAAUAUGGUUAAGCCGAUGGUUUCUCAUUUUUCACGGUUAAUUUAACUAGUCAUUUCAAAUUUUUUCACUGAAAGACUAGUUUUGUCAAAAAUUGAUCUGAAUUUUUCCUUUGAUUAUAUGUUUGUACACAACAGAAAA
Messenger RNA from Pomacea canaliculata, 2005 nucleotides. RefSeq names its product cell wall protein DAN4-like. The coding region runs from base 185 to 1657 and encodes 490 amino acids. The transcript has 7 exons. Lineage: Eukaryota; Metazoa; Mollusca; Gastropoda; Architaenioglossa; Ampullariidae. The record is from RefSeq and is a predicted model, not a curated record.